AUGGACAGUCUGCCACCAGAGCUGAAGCUUUACGUGGCAGGUGCAGUGGGCGACGUGUCGCGGGAAGCCCUGCGAGCCUUAUCACAGGUCAACCUAUCCUUCAAAUCCCACGAGCCCCAAAUUCGUGUACUCCAGCUGCUGGACGCCAGCCGAAUCUUGCCGCAUGUUAGACAUCUGACACUUCUUGCCCGAAGCUCUCCCGUCAGUCUGCCGGUCUCGGACGAGAGCAUAGGCGAUUAUCUCGAAGAAAGCCUUCCUGAAGAUGUCAAGGUUCCACUAUUGUGUGAAUUCAAAGGUGAUUGGACCCCAUCCAUCGUCCUGGUGAAGCGGCUGCCAUGUCUGCAGAAUUUGAAGAUCCUGGCUUUUGCAGAUUAUGCUGAGCUUCUGGAUGUCGUCGCGGAGGUGCAUCCCUACUGUCGUGUGUCUGUAUUCCCUCUUCGUCGGUUUAGUCCUGGCUGGAUUCAGGCGCGGGCCAAAUGGCUUCAAUCCCCUGUGCUACAUGACGUUACGGUCAUUUGCCAUGAUGAUAGGCACAUGAGGGCCUUUAGAGAGGAUCCUGAUCGCGUUCUGCGGGACCUUCUCCAUCAAGCGCGGCAUAUAAAGCAUUUAUCAUUUCAGAUCAGUGUCAAAACCUUGCAUAGGACAUCCUCGGUAUAUACACGCUGGCCCCCAUUCCAGCCGCCAGAGAGCGAAGUCGCUGAGGCUCCGCGCGCGAAGUUGGAGAUAUUGUCAUUGCCAUUGGUCACAAAGAUGACUGCGAAGCAGGUGGAAAGGUGGUCCCAGAUUACUGAUCUGGGUUAUCUCACUGCGUGGGCGGCGGGUACAAUUGAGGAAAUAACCGCAUUGACGGCCAUCACGGAACUGCAGGCCUUCCGAGCAUUGAAGCGGUUAACACUUAGCCUCAACCCACCAAAAGGCUCUCCAUCCUGGCCACCAGCAGUGAAGGGGAUGUUUGACGCUCUCCCACCAUUAGAAUACCUCUGUCUCCUGGGAAGAUACGACCCGGCGAUACUUCCCACCGCCGUUCUGGACCGACACGGCCCAACCCUGACCGAGUUGAAGCUGCACUACAAGCGCGCACAGUUCCAACCAAUAGACAAGGCGAUUAAGCUCUCACAUAAAGGAUAUAUUGCUCCCAUUUUUCGCCCAGCUGUCAUUGCCCGCAUUGCAGCCCGCUGCCCUUCCCUGCGGACGCUGUGGAUCGGCGUGCAGCGACACAGAGGCCACCCCAUUGAGGCGCGAGCCUACGAUGCUCUGGCGCUGUUCCCAGCGCUACAGUCGUUGGAUCUCGUCCUCAGCUGCCUAGCGGCAAGUAAGGCCGACGACAGGACGCCGGUUCCGCCGCGGGAGCUGAGCGCAUACGAAGAAGAGCUCUUCCCAUACCGCUCCCGCCAGAUCCCCAAAUGGACCAUCCGGGACUGCAUGAUCAACUCAGCCAUCGAUGAAUCGCUGGCCAAGGCAAUUUUUAAUCGCAUCCGAACGGGCCCGCAGAGCCAGCGGAUGGGUAGUUGUCUGCAGCUGCUCCGCAUACAUCCGCUCCUUGGCAAGUUCGGAAAGUCGAGGGUGCGCACGGGCAUCGGUCACCGUCUACCAGUCACUGCAGGGGAAAUUAGUCACAAGAUGGCGGGUGCAUGGCAGGUCGAGUGGCUCGGAGAUGGUAGAUUGCAGUUGGAAAACCGGCUCAAGUCCAGUCAUGAUCAGGAAGUUAUGAUAAGGAGUGAAGAUAGCGAGAUUUUCGAGUCUAUCUGGCCAUCAAUUCGGGAGCCCAAGACUUGGCCCUCGGAAUGGUGUAGCUGGCCUCUGCAGUAA
Messenger RNA from Aspergillus niger, 1809 nucleotides. RefSeq lists its product as uncharacterized. The coding region runs from base 1 to 1809 and encodes 602 amino acids. The record is from RefSeq and is a predicted model, not a curated record. The transcript has 3 exons. Lineage: Eukaryota; Fungi; Ascomycota; Eurotiomycetes; Eurotiales; Aspergillaceae.